Molecule: messenger RNA, 396 nt
Organism: Anopheles marshallii
Lineage: Eukaryota; Metazoa; Arthropoda; Insecta; Diptera; Culicidae
Product: FAU ubiquitin-like and ribosomal protein S30
Exons: 1
Coding region: 1-396 (131 amino acids)
Biological process (GO): translation
Cellular component (GO): ribosome; cytosolic small ribosomal subunit
Molecular function (GO): structural constituent of ribosome; protein binding
Source: RefSeq, a predicted model, not a curated record
AUGCAACUCCACGUAAGAGGAUUGAACACGCACGUUUUGGACGUCCAACCGGAUGACAACAUUGCCCAUUUGAAGGCCCUGCUGGCCGGAUUGGAGUCCGUCGAUGCUCAGGAGCUUCAUCUGUACUGCGAGGGUAAACCGCUCGCCGAAGAUGCCACUGUGGCUCAGCUGACCUCAGUCGAGCUCGAUGUCACGGUUAGCCUGCUCGGUGGUAAGGUGCACGGUUCUCUCGCUCGUGCCGGCAAAGUGAAGGGCCAGACACCAAAGGUGGAAAAGAAGGAAAAGAAAAAGAAGAAGACUGGCCGCGCUAAACGGCGCAUCCAGUACAACAGACGCUUCUCGAGCGUAGUCCAGGCGUACGGUCGUCGCCGGGGUCCGAAUGCCAACUCGGCCUAA